CUUAAAUGUUAAUAAAAUAUUUAAACACUUUAAAUGUAAUUAAAACACAGAUUUUACGACAAAAUAUUCACAAACUUUCCACGAUGAAGUUUUUGACACAGGAAGAAGCUAUUAAUGUAGACUUAGAGCUGUUCAAUGAAUAUAAGUUUUCGGUGGAUCAGUUGAUGGAAUUAGCUGGAUUGUCAUGUGCACAUGCUGUUGCUAAGGAAUUUCCAAUUAAAAGUGAUGAGGAUAAACGGGAAGCACUGAUUAUAGCUGGUCCUGGAAAUAAUGGCGGAGAUGGAUUAGUUCUAGCCAGGCACUUAUCGCUCAUGAAUUUCAAGCCAUCAGUCUAUUACCCAAAGCGUGUCGAUAAGCCAUUAUUCAAUAAUCUAGUAAAGCAAUGUGAAUUAAUGGACAUCCCGUUCCUUGAUUCCUGUCCAGAUGUUGAAUCUUCCUCAAAAUACAGAUUCAUUGCUGAUGGCUUAUUCGGUUUUAGCUUCAAGCCACCAGUUCGAGAUGCUUUUAAGGAUGUAAUGAACUUGAUGUGCCAUACUAAGACUCAUGUGUGCUGUAUUGAUAUUCCAAGUGGCUGGGAUGUAGAAAAAGGAGCUAGAGAAGGAGAUGCGAUUAAGCCUUACAUGCUAAUAUCCUUAACUGCUCCAAAACUCUGUGCUAAGCAUUUUAAUGGUGCUCAUUAUUUGGGAGGCCGUUUUGUACCACCACGUCUAUCUCAAAAAUAUCAAAUGGACUUGCCUGAAUAUCCUGGAACCGAACUUUGUAUAAAACUCAACUAAAACAUACUGCAUUUUAAUAAAUUACAUAGAAAUUCA
This is a messenger RNA of Chironomus riparius, 812 nucleotides long. Lineage: Eukaryota; Metazoa; Arthropoda; Insecta; Diptera; Chironomidae. The record is from the annotation of a GenBank genome assembly.